AUGGAACGAACCUCCGAGUAGCGCCCCACCCCCGUUGUUCGUGCACCUCGACGCCACAUGAUGCUUCAACGAUAGCCAAACGAGCUGCAUUUCCUGACAAUGCCGCCGCCAUGGUCUUUCCUCCACCGCUUCCCUCACAAAUCUGCGCCAGCAAUUCUCAAUCCCAAAACAUGGGCGCGUAACGCUCUCCUAGUCGGAAAAGUAGCCCUCUUUACACAUGUCUUCUACUCCUACAUCGGCGGCGUUGGCUCCACGACCGGCAUCUCUAUGACGCCAACCAUCCCACACUCUUGGAACGGCCACCCGUGGAUUCUCUACUCCUCUCUCCACCGGCGCGGCCGCAACAUCAAAGUCGGCGACAUCAUCACCUAUACCAACCCCAUCUUCCCCAACGAAAGCGGGUGCAAGCGCGUCAUUGGGAUGCCGGGGGAUUUCGUGUCUGUCAUAACAAAUGGACGUGGGGAAGGCGAUGUGGAGGCUAUAGACACGGAAGGGAAAUGGGCACGUGUGAAAGAGCAAGUGGUGAGGGUACCGGAGGGGCAUUGCUGGGUUGCGGGUGAUAAUCUGGAGUGGAGCCGGGAUAGUAGACUGUUUGGGCCGUUGCCAUUGGGGUUGGUGAAGGCGAAGGUGCUGGCUGUGGUGUUGCCGGCUAGGGAGGCGAAAUGGGUUGGUAGUGAGGUGAAUGUCGUGGAUCCGACAGAGGGAGAGAGGGAGUGGGUUGCACAGUAAAAGGCAGAAGCACUGUCGAGAGAAGAUAUAUAUAUAUGAUUGUAAGGGUAGGAUUCGGAGGGCUUCAUGCCCAUGUUUGAGAUCGUAAGAUACCCCUUCUCAAUUCCAAGGAAAGCUGACUAUUUACAUUGGGCUUGGUCAGGGCCAAUAGAAUCUAAAAACUUUCUAUAAGAACAGCCAAGAACUCUACUAUAAUUUGUUUCUACUGUUGGAAAGCAACAGCCCUUUCAGUCUAGAGAUAACACCAGUAAAUGCAAACGCCAAUAGCCAUGGACCGCAAAACUCCAACAAUGCCUAUUUAUAAAAGUGGAUCGCUCAGCUCGUUUUACAUCAUCGAGAUGCCAAUGUUACGCUCGCUACCCGAUAGUAGCAGACACUUGUCGAAACUAGCAAUGCCAACCUGAACUGAACUCGCUCCAAAACUUUCUUUGCCUGCGGGCCCAUC
This is a messenger RNA of Cucurbitaria berberidis CBS 394.84, 1174 nucleotides long. RefSeq names its product LexA/Signal peptidase. Bases 100 to 729 code for a protein of 209 amino acids. Gene Ontology annotation, molecular function: serine-type endopeptidase activity. Gene Ontology annotation, cellular component: mitochondrial inner membrane peptidase complex; membrane. The record is from RefSeq and is a predicted model, not a curated record. The transcript is spliced from 2 exons. Lineage: Eukaryota; Fungi; Ascomycota; Dothideomycetes; Pleosporales; Cucurbitariaceae.